This is a messenger RNA of Cuscuta campestris, 2922 nucleotides long. The record is from the annotation of a GenBank genome assembly. Lineage: Eukaryota; Viridiplantae; Streptophyta; Magnoliopsida; Solanales; Convolvulaceae.
AAACGACUUAAGUUUUACCUUAAAUCCAUUUCACCUCCUUUCUUUGUUGGUUGGAUGCCUGUGGACGUUGCGCCCUUGGCUGAGAUAGGAAGUGUCAAUGCUUAGAUCCUUGUUCGAUUUCUGAGAGGCAACCAUGUUAAACACAAAUAUGUAAGCUCAAUUUCUUAGCAGCCAAUGGCUCAACCUUUUCCGUCGGUUGGACGAACAGAGAUUCUGACUGUCGGCAGUGAUUUGGACUCUGCCAAAGGAUGACCACGUCACACUUCAGUCUUCCGAGGCCGUCUAGUUGUCAACUACUUUAAAAGUCCCAGCAGAUCUUGAUCUCUGCAGAGCAUCAACUUUCAAAGUUCAUACAAUAGCCUCUCAUACCAAUUCCUAUCUCUGCACAUUGUUCAAUUAGCAUUUGAUAUUUUGCUGGUCGACGAAAGCUAAGGACGAUGGUUUUGGGGAGCAUCUCCCGCGGAAGCGGAGGGAGAUCAUCCCAAUGUUUUCCUAUUGUGACUCUGCUAGGAGUCUGUUUGAUUGGGAUUUGGAUGUUGAUGUCUUCCUGUAGUAGUAUUCCUCUUCAAGAUAUUGAGCAACCUUCGGCAGAGAUCGGGGACAAGGUCAAUCUGGUAGUAACCAAGGGUUUCAAGGGACGAUUUGCGCUCAGUUUAGAUGAUUCGCACACAGAUGAAGAGAGUGAAGAUUCAAGUCAAGUGGGCGGGGAUUCGGUUGAAGUUCAAGCGUCAAAUUCGGAUGGUUUGGAACAGGCAGAAGAAAGUGAGCUUUCAGAUCAAACAGUGCAAGCAGAGGCGAGUGAUGAUAAAUCGAGUGAAGAUGGUAAGUUUAAUGCUGAGACUAAGCAAGAUGAAGAUUCAUCAGAUGACCAUGUAAGUGACCCAAAGAGAGACGAAGUUUUUCCAUCAGGAGAUGAGUCUGAGAUUUUGAAGGAAACUACAACUCAAAAUGGCCCUUGGUCAACCCAAGCGGCCGAGUCUGCAAAAGAGAAGGAAUCACAGGAAUCUGAACUCUCCAUUGGUCGUAAUCUGUAUAAGUGGAAGGUGUGUAAUACCAGUGCCGGGCCAGAUUAUAUCCCCUGCUUGGACAAUUUACAAGCUAUAAGAAAGCUUCCAACCACAAUGCACUAUGAACAUCGCGAGAGGCACUGUCCAGAAGAAGCUCCGUCGUGUCUUGUUCCACUGCCUAAGGGAUACAAGCAGCCCAUUGCAUGGCCUAGGAGCAGGGAGCAGAUAUGGUAUUCUAAUGUACCUCACGCCAAGCUUGCCGAGGUCAAAGGGCAUCAAAAUUGGGUCAAAGUUACUGGCGACCAUCUUACUUUCCCAGGUGGCGGCACGCAGUUCAAGAAUGGAGCUCUCCACUAUAUUGACUUCAUCCAAGAUUCACUCAAAAACAUUUCAUGGGGAAAAAGAACCCGUGUUAUUCUGGAUGUUGGUUGUGGAGUAGCCAGUUUUGGAGGAUACCUUUUUGAGAGAGAUGUACUUGCAAUGUCUCUUGCUCCAAAGGACGAGCAUGAAGCACAAGUACAAUUUGCGCUUGAAAGAGGUAUUCCUGCUAUAUCAGCAGUUAUGGGCACAAAGAGAGUACCGUUCCCAAGCAAGGUGUUUGAUGUCGUCCACUGUGCACGCUGUAGAGUUCCAUGGCACGCUGAAGGUGGCAAGCUUCUGUUGGAGUUGAACCGUGUAUUGCGGCCUGGUGGUUACUUUGUAUGGUCUGCAACUCCAGUGUACCGGAAGGUUCCUGAAGAUAUCGGCAUUUGGGAAGCUAUGUCAGAACUGACAAAGUCAAUGUGCUGGGAGCUAGUGGUAACUAAUGAAGACUCAUUGAACGAAGUAGGGGUAGCAAUAUUUAGAAAGCCAACUUCCAAUGAUUGCUAUGAGAGUAGAACACAGAACGACCCACCAAUGUGCAAAGAGGCUGAUGAUCCAGAUGCUGCCUGGAACGUCGAGAUCCAGGCAUGUAUGCACAAAAUUCCUACAGAUCCAUCAACACGUGGAUCAACUUGGCCUGAGGUAUGGCCAAAGAGGUUGGAGAAACCGCUUUAUUGGUUAAUAAGUUCCCAAACAGGAGUUUAUGGUAAAGCAGCUCCAGAAGACUUUGUUGCUGACUAUAAGCAUUGGAAAAAUGUAGUGUCACGAUCAUAUCUAAAAGGCUUUGAUAUUGACUGGUCAUCAGUGAGGAAUGUCAUGGACAUGAGAGCUGUGUAUGGGGGAUUCGCGGCUGCUCUCACGGACUUGAAAAUCUGGGUCAUGAAUAUAGUCCCAAUUGAUUCGCCUGACACACUUCCUGUAAUAUAUGAUCGUGGGUUGUUUGGGAUGUAUCAUGACUGGUGUGAAUCAUUCAGCACAUACCCGAGAUCGUACGAUCUUCUUCAUGCGGAUCAUCUUUUCUCUAAUAUCAAGAACAGGUGCGGCAUUGUAGCGGUUGUUGCAGAAGUGGACAGGAUUCUGAGGCCAAAGGGAAAACUCAUUGUCCGAGACAAUGCGGAAAUGAUACUCCAACUGGAGAAAAUUGCUCGAUCACUCCAUUGGGACGUGAAGUUCACUUUCUCAAAGGACGGCGAAGGAUUGCUGUGUGUGGAAAAGGGCAUUUGGCGUCCAACAAAAACAGAGACUGUGCUCUCGUCCUUCGCGUAGUUGCUGCUUCUUUGUUGCCAUUGAUGGUAUGUUGAAUUGCCAGAUUCAAAAGUUGUUUGUUUCUGAGGAUGUGUAAGUACCAUAGUACCCCUACACACAUUCACACAAAUGUUUCAUAUCAGAAUUACUAGCUAACGCUUCUCCAAUACAGUGAUAUCUAUGCAAAAUGAACCACCUUAGUAAGAACACAGUAUUGAUUUUGAUUCAUAUUUUUAUGGAGAAUUGUCAACGUACACGGACAAAAAUAUGGAAAAUUGUCUUUUCAUAUUAAAUACGAAGAUGCAGC